Messenger RNA from Maniola jurtina (meadow brown), 1028 nucleotides. RefSeq lists its product as uncharacterized. The coding region runs from base 183 to 542 and encodes 119 amino acids. Lineage: Eukaryota; Metazoa; Arthropoda; Insecta; Lepidoptera; Nymphalidae. The record is from RefSeq and is a predicted model, not a curated record. The transcript has 3 exons.
GAGUACGUAUGACGACUUUAUCGGCAUUUUAACGUCACAGGCAGGCGAUCGCUUUAUGUGUGAGACAGUUUUUUUUUGUUGAUUAUGUGCUUCUGUACUUACCAUUCAUCAGAUUGCGAUGAAACUUACUUAGUACUUUAGUAGGGACAGUUAUUUUUGGGACUUACAGAAAGGUUUCUGACAUGGUGUACAUAAUUUUGUUGCAUAGAAAUUUAACGAUUGUGCAUGCAACGGAAGAUACGGAAACUUUCAAAAUGAGCGAUAGAGUUUUCACAUGUAGCAAAUGGCUAUCUUCAGUUAUAGAAAACUUCUGCAACAACGUUUAUAAAAUUGUGAAAAGAGACACUUCAGCCAUGCUAGAUAAGCUGUCACCGAAGGAUUUAAUGAGAAAACAAAGACAUAUCGCUAAGGAGAGAUGGCGACGAGUCAGACGACAAGUGGCGACCGAGUGUUGCGAGCGACCCUGCACAGUUGGAACCAUUAUCAUGUACUGUCCUGAUGAUGCGAAAUUGUUAAGGGAAAACCCCGAUAUAUUUAAUUAAGAUCUAGGUUAUAUAGCUGAUUAUGCAUAUGCACCGCACAACGACGAAGAUGUGAGGUGUGUUGGUGCAGGUGUCAAACAGAGAAUUGGAUUCGCAAGCACAUAAUAUUAAGUUGUGGUGUUGUGAGUAGUAACGCGACAGAAGGCGAUCAGAGUUCCACAUUUUAUAUGAAGACGUUGCUCUCUGCCACACUGCUGAUAGAGGCGUGGUCAUGGCGUGGCAUAGCUCUCCGAUUAUGGCACCGAAUGGCGUUGCGAUGCAUGAACCACAUACGGAGUGGUCGGCUCAAGGAAUUAAUCAUUCGAUAAUUCAUACAAGUACCUACAGUAAAGUACCAUUUUACGAUGGAACUUAUUAAACGACACUUAAAAUAUUUAAAACCACGCUCACGUAAACUCUCCUCCGGCAGGGCGCCGCCGAGUGGAGCUGAUCUACGCGAGUUCGGCAAACGCGGGUCGCGCCGCCCGUGCCCUGCAAGACCGUAUA